GUCGGUUCACUAGUGGAGGCCAAGUGUUCUCCCUUACGGUUUUGUGUGUGUACAAAUGACACGCACUAGCCAACCGUCCCCAAUGGUGUCUUCACGUCCCCGAUGGUGUGUUCACCUUCACGUCAUCCGCUGUUUAUUUCCAGCUACCGAUUCGCCACACAACAUCAUGUUACAUCCCCGGAAUUCAGUAUGGUACUGAGGGUCAUUUCAUCUCUCUCUCUCUCUCUCUCUCUCUCUCUCUCUCUCUCUCUCUCUCUCUCUCUCUCUCCCCACCAACAGUUUUCGCAACAAUGAUUUCUCACAAAACAUGUCAUGUCUCGUGGACUAGAUGGAUGGAUUAAAUGCUUCAACCGCGGCGGUCGGAGAGACCAUCGGCAUUGGAACAAAAGACAUGGUGGAAGCCAUGGCGGGAGCUGAUGUGACACUGGCGCAACAGACACGCACGAAUGCACAAGAAGGGGGGAUGGAGACGGAGUGUGGCGUAGGGGCGACACUGGAUGUUGGGACAGAGGAGAUGGUGAUGGGAGAUGAUGAUGAACUUGGGAGAGGCUGCAACAGCCACAGCACAACCGUGCCUGGUAAAGAAGUGGCGAACAAGCAAGAUGUCGGGACAUCGCACUCCCGACUGUUGGAACAUUGGCAAUUCCUGGUUGUCCUUGCACGUGUUUCCAUUUGCAACACACGGGUGAAGGACAAGACAACAUUAGUGGGACACGCAACGGCAUGUUGGGCGAAAAUAAGGUCGGAGGACCGUCAUGUGGUGAUGGUGGGAUAUGACACUUAUCCAAACAAGGAGAUGUGGUCUAUCACGGGUUUCAUGGACGCAGGGGAUGCUAGAACGGACACGCCAAACAACUGUCUGGACGCAAUUCGUCGCAGACACGGGAGUGCAUCUCUUUUCGGGUGGCUGCCAGUUGUAUGUCCCAUGACAUACGACUGUGGCGCAGAUAUCAACAUGAUAAUGAGAAACCCUCUUGGCGUUUCAUUUCAUGUCACAUACACAGAUGGACUGUUGCGUUACAUCCAGUACAUGCCUGAGGAGGACUCGCAAACAAUGUGCAAUGAUUGGAAACGAAGAAGUGGGCACAAUAAGGGGACACACUCUUCAUCAGAGGCGGAGAGCCCAGAUGGGGACAAAGAUGUCGAGAGGCUCGAUAAAGAAAACUUGAAUGACGCAGGUUGUGGUGAUGUGGAACAGAGAAUGGGGGAUGCAAAACCAUCUGCGAGGUUACAACAGGGAAUGGGGGGUGCAGAACCGUCUGCGAGGUUAGAACAGGGAAUGGGGGGUAUAGAACCAUCUGCGAGGUUAGAACAGGGAAUGGGGGGUGUAGAACCAUUUGCGAGGUUAGAACAGGGAAUGGGGGGUGUAGAACCAUCUGCGAGGUUAAAAGAAAGAAUGGGGGGUGCGAAACCAUCUGCAAGGUCAGACGACAUGAUGAGGGAGAAGAAGAAGCAGCAGAAGUGUGGCGUGUCGAAAAGCAAGGGCAAAACACCAGCUGUGGGGGAUACAACGGUCCCAACCAAGCAAAAAGUCGGGGUUGCAAAGCGGCGACGACGUCCUUGGCAGGCUACAUUAGCAGAAAUUCGCCACUUGCAACACACUGUUCAUCUUUGCUAGCCUUUCACACCAUUCUUGAGGCGUGUACGAAAGAUUGUUAACAAAGAUGUGGCACCUGG
Molecule: messenger RNA, 1677 nt
Organism: Chara braunii
Lineage: Eukaryota; Viridiplantae; Streptophyta; Charophyceae; Charales; Characeae
Source: the annotation of a GenBank genome assembly